Messenger RNA from Echinococcus granulosus, 1080 nucleotides. RefSeq names its product SPARC protein. NCBI's taxonomy places the organism in Eukaryota, Metazoa, Platyhelminthes, Cestoda, Cyclophyllidea, Taeniidae. Bases 1 to 1080 code for a protein of 359 amino acids. The record is from RefSeq and is a predicted model, not a curated record. The transcript is spliced from 8 exons.
AUGACACCAACGGUUGUACUAUCGAGUCGACUGGUUCAACAGCUGCUCGAAAACUGUCGCCUUAACCUCAACCAGUCCGUUUGCGACAUGACCAGCCACCGCAAACUGAUGAAGAAGACGUGUCACAUAUUUGUGACGCCAGACCCGGAAGGCGGAUAUUUGAAGUGGCAGUGUGUACCACAGCAGUGCUGGGUGCUGCCACGAUUGGCUGGUCCUCGAGGUCGCAGGACGCUGCACACACGCCGGCCCAUCACGGCCGUAGUUACGUCUAGUUUGGACACCGCCGCAGCAAAGCACCACGCAAUGAGAUGCAUUCAACACCAGUUCCUCCUCUCGGCUCUCCUUUCCCGAUAUACUUCCGAUGAAUAUGCCUCCUCGUUCAAUUCAGAAGAUGAGGACACGUGUGCGGACGUCAAAUGCACUGUGGGAGAGUACUGCAAGGAGGGGAAGUGUCACUGCUACGACUUCUGUCCCUCUGACUGGUUGAUUCAUCAGAGCAAGAUCUGUGUGGACGGCUACACGUACAGCCACACGUGUGACCUCUACCGCAACAUCUGCUACUGCCGCGAGGGCGAUCCGCGUUGUGGCGACGAGCGCUACUUCAACGGCCACCGAGCGGACAGCGACUCCAUUAUCCGCUACUUUGCCGAAUGCCAAGAGCUUACCACCAAGUGCAACUGGGCCGUGCAGCGACGCUACUUUAGGUACCAAUUCAUUUUGUGGCUCCAACAGCUUCUGCGCUCAAGGAGCUACGGUACAGAUCCGCGCAACGUGCUUCUACGUCCACGAUCGGAGCACGACUGGCUGGCGCUGGACAGCCUCCUGGCCAAGCACAUCGGUCGCAAUGGCGAGAACGCUGGACCACUUCUCAGCUUUGUCUUCUGCGAACUCGAUGUCGAUAAGAAUGGAAUGAUUGAGGAGAGGGAGUUGGCAAUGCUGACACAGGUCGCUCUGCCGACACUGGCGUGUCUGGAGAUCUUCCUCGGGAAUUGCAUCAGCGGUCGAACAAUUAGUCGCGAUACUUGGUUCAACUGCUUCGAGAUUGAUUCGCGUGAGCUCCAGCUUUGCUACUUUCAAUAA